This is a messenger RNA of Medicago truncatula (barrel medic), 4849 nucleotides long. RefSeq names its product elongation factor 1-alpha. Bases 458 to 1762 code for a protein of 434 amino acids. Lineage: Eukaryota; Viridiplantae; Streptophyta; Magnoliopsida; Fabales; Fabaceae. The transcript is spliced from 16 exons. The record is from RefSeq and is a predicted model, not a curated record. Gene Ontology annotation, molecular function: GTP binding; GTPase activity.
UUCAAUUUUAAGUCACAAGUUAACUACACUUCACACCAAUAUUCUCCUCCACUUUCCAAUAUUCACCCACCACUACCGAACUCUCUCUCCAUCGCCUCCCUCCGUCGUCUCAUCUUCCACUGCCGAAGGCACAUCUCCUCCCUCCUCUUGGCCCACCACCGAAGACAACUCCCUGUCUUCAGCCUAAUUUCUUAUUUCCUUCCUGUUUACCACAAUUUUCUCACUCACAGGUUUUCUGCAACACAAAGCGGCAGAGGUCGGAGCUGGUUGUGAUGGACGGUCUCGCAAUUUAAAAGUUGUGUACCCAUUUGAUUAAUUCAUUCUCCAAGCUUCAAUUUAUCAUUCUUAUUUAAUCUUAAACUAAUUUUUUCUUUCUUCUUUUUGUUUUUGUUAGGUUAUCCACCUUCCUCUAAUCCCCCAAUCAUCACGGGUGGACGAUCUAGUUUCAAAGAAGGAAAUGGACACACUUGAGAAUAAAGCUGCUGAGUUAAACAAGGAUUCUUUCAAGUAUGCGUGGGUUCUUGACAAACUCAAGGCUGAGCGCGAAAGAGGUAUCACAAUUGACAAUUCUAUGUUGAAUUUUGAGACAACCAAGUACCGCUGCACUAUCAUUGAUGCCCCCGGACACAGGGAUUUCAUUAAGAACAUGAUUACUGGGACAUCCCAAGCUGAUUGUGCUCUUCUUAUCGUUGAUUCCACUCCUGCUGGUUUUGGAGCCGGUAUUUCCAAUAAUGGUCAGAUCCGUGAACAUGCUCUCCAUGCUUACUCUCUUGGUGUCAAGCAAAUGAUCUGCUGCUGCAACAAGAUGGAUGCCUUUGGUCACCUAUCCUUCAAGAGUAGGUUUGAAGAAAUUGUGAGUCAACUUUCAUCAAUUUUGAUGAACGUUGGCUAUAAACAAGACGAAGUUACAUUUGUUCCCAUCUCUGGUUUUGAGGGAGAUAACUUGGUUGAGCCCUCUACAAAACUUGAUGGGUACAAGGGUCCCACCCUUCUUGAAGCUCUUGACCGAAUCAACGAGCCUAAGAGGCUAUCAGACAAGCCUCUCCGAUUACCACUUCAGGGUGUCUACAAGAUUGGAGGAAUUGGAGCUUUGGCUGCAGGAUGUGUCAGGACUGGUGUCUUGAAACCUGGAAUGGUGGUGACUUUUUCCCCAAAUGGCCGGCAAGGUGAGGUGACGUCUGUGAAGAUGGACCAUGAAGAUCUUUCCGAGGCCCUUCCUGGUGAUAAUGUGAGAUUUGCUGUUGAGAAUGUGUCUGAUGCACAUCUCAGCCGAGGCUAUGUUGCCUCAAACUCCAAGCAUCACCCAGCCAAGGAGGCCAUUAACUUUACAUCUCAAGUUAUCAUCACGAAUCACCCUGGCCAAAUUGAAAAGGGUUAUACACCUGUUCUUAACUGCCACACCUCCUACAUUGCUGUCAAGUUUGCUAAGCUUCUUGCCAAGGUAGACAGGUUUUCUGGCAAGAUAAUUGUGAAGGAGCCCAAAUUCUUGAAGAAAGGUGAUGGUGGCAUUAUUCAGAUGAUUCCCACCAAGCCCAUGGUGGUAGAGACUUUUUCUGAAUAUCCUUCACUCGGCCGUUUUAUUGUCAGAGAUACGCAUCAAACUGUGGCUAUUGGAAUCAUCUUGGUUGUGAACAAGAAGGAUCCUAGUGAAAGAGGUAAGAUCACGCAAGUCCACAUUGAAAACGCAGACUGUUUUGCAGAUAUGGGGCAAACAUCGCAUGAGGGGUUGUUGAGCUUCACACUGCAGGUGUUGUUUGCAUGAGUUUAAAGCCUGCUUCUUGAUGUGAAUGGUCAUGCCGUGGUUUCUGAUAAUGGACCUGCUACAAUUCUGAAGAAGCCUUCUCGUUUGAUGGAUUGACCGGAGUGCAAUUCCACUAAAGAUCCAGAGGCCUGGGAACCUGUGAAGAAGUAAUUAAAUUUGUUCUGAGAUGAUGGAAUAGAUAUAUCUCCCGAAUCAGAUGCCUGGACUUUUGGUUGUACAUUGGUAAAGAAGUGCACGCGCGCCAUUCCCUACAUUGCAUCUUUAAGCGACCUUGUUAAGGGCUUUGUAUCAAAUGUGCCGGAGGCUUCCCCAGUACCUGAAUUAGAGCUUCCGGUAGACCAAAUCUGAUGGGGAUGUCACUGGUGUUAGGUUGGUGUCCAAAUUUUUAUGGCAUGAGCUAGCUUUCUUGCCAAAGCUGCAUCGGAAAAUGAAAGCAACUUCAAAUCUUCUAUAUUGGAAGCUCUAAAUGCUGAUGGGCAAACGGCUCUCGACUUCGCUUGGGGACUGGUAUUAUCUUGAUGACUUGCAGUUGCAUUUGGGUGACUGGUAUUUUCUUGAUGGUUUGGGGCGCGAAAGAGGGCCAUCAUCGUUUUUAGAUCUACAGUCUUCAGUAGACCAAUGUAUUAUAAAGAAGUAUAGCAGGAAAUGUGAUAAACUCUAGGUUUCUGUUACCUCUUCCACAGAAACUUAUGAUGUCAGUCUCAAAAGCCACCAAGAAAGCAGUUCAGUGUGGCAAAUUUUCUGGACAGCUUAUACCCACAGGUUGUUGGUUAUACUCGUGGGAAAGUACAUGAAUUAGUAAUUAAAUCAUAUAAGAGCCGGGAAUUUGCUGCAGUAAUAAAUGAGGUUUUAUAUCCUUGGAUCAAUGCAAGACAGCCAAAGAAGGAAUUUAAAAAACAAAUAUAUAUUGGAAAUCAGAAGGUGACACACAUGCUUCGAAAAGAGCUCGAGUGCUGGUCGAUGAUAGUGAUGAAGAGGGUGGUUUUGAAGAUUGCAGCUUUAUUAUUGAGAACAAUGAAUCCACUGUUGAAGCUCUGUCUGGUGAUGUUACUUUCUCUAGAGAAGAAAGCGGCAUUACUGUUUCCAAGGAGGGAAGAUGGGGCUUAUUGGAUGGUCGAAUGUUGGCACGAAUCUUCCACUUCUUGAGGUCUGAUCUGAAGUCCCUCGUCUUUGCGUCCAUGACAUGCAAGCAUUGGAAGAAGCAUCGAUAAAUGUCAACUUGUCAUCCCUUGGUCAUUCUUGCACUGAUUCCAUACGGUGGAACAUUGUGAAUGCUUAUGAGAAAGACAAAAUCAAAUCUAUGAUUCUAAUGGGUUGUACCAAUAUUACUGCUGACAUACUAGAGAAAGUACUUUAGAGGGUGCAAUCAGUUUGAGGAGCUGACUCCUAAAUUAUUCAAGCGUUCAAAAUUAUAUGAUGCUAGAAAGAAUGGAAGAGUUUCUAGUUUCAAGACUGAGGGAAAUUAUGAAGGCAAAUGCUUGUGACUUUUUUGUGCCCAAGGUUGCAGUAAUUGAGGCAUGGGUUGAGCUCUGUGAAGGAGGGCAUAAGCAGAAUGUGCCGUGAUGCAAUGAAAAUCUCUCUUUCCAUAAUGGAAACUAUGCUUCUGAUACAGAAAUCAGAAGGCAUUUAUCAAAAAUAAAAAAUCUAUCGAUUCAGACAGCGAGACAUCUGAUGACCUUGAUGUGUCUUCUGAAGUGAAGUUGGCAAUAGUGAUGAUGAUACUUACUCAGACAGCGAGACAUCCUCCAAUACUGAUAGUUACUCAGAAGUUCAUUUAGAAAAUCGAACCAGGGAAUCAAAAGGUAAUGGAUACUGCAUACCUACCUUAUAAUGGGUUGGAUUUCAUUAGUGAUGAAUGUGAAUGGGGACAUUGCAUGACGAAAGCAAGUCUGGUUUCUCCUGUUACUCGGAAAUAUGAUGUCAUUGAUCAAUAUGUGAUUGUAGCUGAUGAGGUACUGAAUGAGUAUGAUAUGAAACACACUCCUAGAAAGAAAUCUUGAAAAUGAGGUCAUUGAGCAAGAGGUUUAUGGAAUUGAUCCCUCUACACACAAUCUUUUACUUGAUUCUAUGCCAGCCGAGUUAGAUUGGUCUCUACAAGAGAAGACACAGUCCUUCGGACAUUGGAUAUGCAAGUUAGGCAUUUUAGUGGAACUGGAACCACUCCAAUGAGUUACUCUUUGCAGCCUGUUAUCCUAGAGAUUGAAAGGUGUGCCGAGGAUCAGUAUGUGUCAAGGUAUCCUAAAAGCCAUGGACAAACGUCCUGAUGACAAAUAUGUAGCUUAUAGAAAGGGACUUGGGGUUGUUUGCAACAAAGAAGAAGGCUUCGCUGAAGAUGAUUUUGUUGUUGAGUUUCUUGGAGAGUUGUAUCCUGUGUGGAAGUGAUUUGAGAAGGUCAAAGAUUCAGCACCAGAAUUUUAUAACAUAUACCUUGAGAGGCCAAAGGGUGAUGCUGAUGGUUAUGACUUAGUUGUUGUUGAUGCCACGCAUAAGGCUAACCAUGCCAGUCGAAUAUGUCAUUCAUGCCGACCUAAUUGUGAAGCAGAGAUGAAAUAAAGCUCCCGGUUCAUUUCGAAGCAUACAUUCGUUCCUCUCUAUCAUUUACGCGCUUCGUCUUUGUCACUGCUUCUUCUUCACUUUGAGGCGGCUGGACAUUGAGGUGAAUGCUGGGUCAUCAUUCAUUAGGCAGUCAUUGUGGAGCCAAUUGUGGUUGAAGAUCUCGAUUCUGGAAAGAUUAUUAGAAUGAAUAUUAUUGUGGAGCUCAAUCGUUGUGGGGCCAAUAAUGAAUAUUAGAAUGAAUAUUAUUGUGGAGCUCGAUUUCUUUUUAUGUAAAAUCAAAUCGGGUUAUGUCGAGGCUUGGUUAGACUGAUGUUUUAGGCUUUUUCUUAUGUUCUGGAGAGUUAUAACUUUCCAGCAAGUGAUAAGGCACAGGUUUGUAGUCUUUCAAUUCUGUUUUAAUAUCCCUUAAGGCGUAGUAAUUUGACCUGCUUAUACAAACAACAACUGAGAUUGUUUGUGAUUGUUUAGGUAUAUGAGAAACAAUAACUUUUAACUAUAGCAGUCAAAAUGAAACAACAUAUUUUUCAUGGA